AUGAGCACACCUACCAGCUUUGAGGAUUAUGAACCACAACAGAAUAGAGCCCUAUCACCAAGAACCACCAGUGCUACUACGUCUAACACGCGAGCACUGACUGCAACAGCAGCUAUGAGAAACCAUUCACCAAGCUCAAAUGAGGCUGACGAUGAUGAAUCCACUGUUGAUAUUAACCAACACAAUCUUGAUCAACAGCAACAGCAACAGCAACUACCACCACCACCACCGCUUUUUAAACACAGGAAUGGGCAUCACAAAAGUAGGACUCCUUCGAACGACGUGGAUGGAACUAAUAGUCAAUACCCAUCAGACUAUGUAGAUAACGAUUUCAUGAUGGACAACGAAUACAAUGAUUACGAAGAGUUGAGGAAGGCAAUAAUAGUAAAAAGACGGUUAUCUAGCAUCAAGCAGCCUCAUGGCCCAUACAUCGAUGAUCAACAAGCGGUGAAUAAAAACUCAAUCAUGCGAUUACCUACAGAAGUGUUGCUACAAAUAUUUCACUAUUUGGAGAGAAAAGAUUGGUACCUUCUUGCAACAACAUGUAGCGAGAUUGCUGACUUGAUUAUAGAAAUGUUGUGGUUUCGUCCUAAUAUGCAAAACGACGCAUCUUUCAAGAAAAUCAGACAGGUUAUGGAGAUAAAUCGAUUUAAAACUCAUUGGGAUUAUCGACAAUUUAUCAAGAGGUUGAAUUUGUCGUUUAUGACCAAAUUGGUUGAUGAUAAGUUGUUGGGCUUAUUUGUUGGGUGUCCCAAGUUGGAGAGAUUGACGUUGGUCAAUUGUGCCAAGCUUACACGUACACCUAUAACGAAUGUACUUCAAGGAUGUGAAAGACUACAGUCUAUUGACUUGACUGGUGUUACAGAUAUCCAUGAUGAUAUCAUUAAUGCAUUGGCCGACAAUUGCCCAAGAUUGCAAGGAUUGUAUGCUCCAGGGUGCGGCAAUGUGAGUGAAGCAGCCAUAAUAAAAUUGUUGCAAAGUUGUCCAAUGUUGAAAAGACUAAAAUUCAACUCAAGCAGUAACAUAACUGAUGCCAGUAUUGAGGCCAUGUAUGAAAACUGUAAAGCAUUGGUUGAGAUUGAUUUGCACGGUUGUGAAAACGUUACUGACCUACACUUGAAACGAAUCUUUUUGGAAUUGACCCAGUUGCGAGAAUUUCGAAUCAGUGGUGCCCCAGGUAUAACUGACAAAUUAUUUGAGUUGAUUCCUGAUGGAUUCAUUUUGGAGAAGUUGAGAAUCAUUGACAUCACUGGAUGCAAUGCCAUAACUGAUAGGUUGGUGGAGAAGUUGGUGGUUUGUGCACCAAGGUUGAGAAAUGUGGUUUUGAGUAAAUGCAUGCAAAUAACCGAUGCUAGUUUGCGAGCAUUGAGUAAACUUGGAAGGAGCUUGCAUUAUAUCCAUUUGGGCCAUUGUGGUUUAAUCACUGAUUAUGGAGUUGCCGCAUUGGUUAGGUAUUGCCAUCGAAUACAAUAUAUUGAUCUAGCAUGCUGUUCGCAAUUGACGGAUUGGACUUUGGUUGAGCUUGCAAAUUUGCCAAAAUUGAGACGAAUUGGAUUGGUCAAAUGCUCAAUGAUUACUGAUUCAGGUAUAUUGGAGUUGGUGAGACGCCGUGGUGAACAGGAUUGUCUUGAACGAGUGCACUUGUCAUAUUGCACAAACUUAAACAUUGGUCCCAUUUAUUUGUUGCUCAAGAGCUGUCCCAAGUUGACUCAUUUAUCACUCACUGGGAUUUCGGCAUUUUUGAGACGUGAAAUCACUCAGUAUUGUCGUGACCCACCACCUGAUUUCAAUGAGCAUCAAAAAUCAUUGUUUUGUGUCUUUAGUGGAUACGGAGUGAAUCAAUUGCGCAACUACUUAACUCAAGUUAUGGAGGAACGCUCGUAUCAGAUUGAACAAGGUGAUAUACAUGCAUUGUUUAAUGAGAGGAGACGCCGCUUUUUGAAUGGUGAGGUGGAACCUGCACCCGGAGCUGGAGCUGGAGCUGGAGCUGCAGGCGCUGCAGGCGCCGCAGGAGAUGAAGUCUUGAAUGCAUGGGAGCGAAGAUUCCUUGUACCAAGAGGAGUCGGAGACAACAAUAACAACAACAACAAUCAAUUGAAUCAAGACAUGAUUGAAAUAAAUCGGGAGAUUUUCCGAGAAUUGAAUGAGGGAAAUAUGGGCCCUGAUGAAAUGAGAGAGCAUUUUCAACGGUUGAUCCGUAAUCAUCAUCAACAGAGAUUGCAAGAGCACAAUGCUAGAACUAGGACUAAUGUGAGGCAUGGUGAAGCUGGUCAACAGAAUAGGCCACAGCAGCGACAAGCGCAAGCGCAAGUUGGAGAACAAGCACGAGUGGGAGCCGGAGUGGCACCAUCCCAACCUCCUCGUCCAAACCAACAACAACAGCAGCAAGAACAGCAAGAACAGCAACAGCAGCAACAGCAGCAACAACAGCAGCAACAGCAGCAGCAACAGCAGCAACAACAACGUCCACAACGUCCACAUCAAAGACAGCGACCACCGCCACCAAAUGCUCCUGAUCAGCCUUUGUUUCCACCUACAAAUUUCCCCAACGAUACGCAAUUUUUCCACCCAAAUCCGAACCCGCAAAAUGCGCCGCAAAUUGAACAAGCCCCAAUUUUUCCUAAUCGUGCUGAUCAACCGAUACGUGGGUUUGGCAACCAACAAGCACAGCAUCGACAGCAACCACAACAGCAAGUGAGGCCGACCGCUUAUGAAAAUCUCGAUGAUACAGUCAUCAUUGAGAACCAAGGUCUUGCUGGCACCGUAGUCAUUGAGAGUGGUGACAACGAGGAUGUUGAAAUGGUGGAUGCGGAUACUGGUGACGGUGACUUGUUCCCCAGAAUGGCCUGA
Messenger RNA from Lodderomyces theae, 2850 nucleotides. It is a transcript of the gene GRR1, whose product is annotated as SCF ubiquitin ligase complex subunit. NCBI's taxonomy places the organism in Eukaryota, Fungi, Ascomycota, Pichiomycetes, Serinales, Debaryomycetaceae. The record is from RefSeq and is a predicted model, not a curated record. Gene Ontology annotation, molecular function: protein binding. The coding region runs from base 1 to 2850 and encodes 949 amino acids. The transcript has a single exon.